AUGUCAUUUUUUAAUGAUGCGAAGCGUCUAUUUGGUACGACAGAUCUUUAUGAAAUUUUGCACUUGAAAGGAUCAAAAUCAAAACGAAAAGAUUAUAGCCAAGCAGACAUUAAAAAAGCAUUUUUCAAACUCUCGUUGCAAUUCCAUCCUGAUCGUUGCGAUAAUGAGAUAAAAAAGGUGCAAGCAACUGCAAAAUUUCAGAUUUUGAAUCGUGCAUAUGCUGUCCUUAGUGAUAAACAAAAGAGAGCUGUUUAUGAUGAAACAGGAAUUGUGGAUGAUGAUGAAAUUUGCUCUGAUGAUGUGGACUGGCUUGCUAGAUGGAGACUGAUAUUUAAGAAGAUAACAAAGGAGGAUAUCGACAACUUCAUACAAAAAUUCAGAGAUUCUGGCGAAGAACGUGAUGCAGUUAAAGAAGCUUACAUGAAACACAAAGGAGACAUGGGAAAAAUUUUGAAUGAUAUUAUUGGUGUUACAUACGAAGAUGAAGAUCGUUUGCACAAGAUGAUAAGUGAUAUGAUUGAAUCCGGAGAAUUGAAGGCAACUCGGUAUUUUGUUUCUGAACCGGAAAAAAAGAAAGCCAAACGUCGUAAAGCGGCAGAACGUGAAGAAGAGGUGCAUUUUCCGCUAAUAUUUUACAUCUUUAGCAUGAAAUGGAAUAAAAAAAUGUCUUAA
Acanthocheilonema viteae is the source of this 672-nucleotide messenger RNA. The record is from the annotation of a GenBank genome assembly. NCBI's taxonomy places the organism in Eukaryota, Metazoa, Nematoda, Chromadorea, Rhabditida, Onchocercidae.